Messenger RNA from Hemibagrus wyckioides, 1194 nucleotides. RefSeq names its product KIAA1143 ortholog. NCBI's taxonomy places the organism in Eukaryota, Metazoa, Chordata, Actinopteri, Siluriformes, Bagridae. The record is from RefSeq and is a predicted model, not a curated record. Bases 144 to 593 code for a protein of 149 amino acids. The transcript has 3 exons.
UCUAAUCCAAUCUCGACCACUAUUUAGUAAGCGAAUUGGGGAAAGCCGCGCGCGUUGAUGACGUCUGUAUUUGUUGACCCGAGUUGGCGCUAGCGUGAGCCACUUGUAUAGAAGCUGUAUUGAAUAUUUAUCACAAUAUAAGAAUGAACAAGAAAGGUAACGUGUCGUGGGUGAAGCCGAGCGAGCCAUCGUUUCUGCGAAAAUUCAAGAAUGACGUUGGAUACAAAGAAGGACCAACUGUAGAAACAAAGCGACAGGAACUGCCCCAGUGUGAUGAGGACAGCGGGGACAGUGACCGAGAGGAUGAAAUGCCGCAGGUGGUGGUGUUAAAGAAGGGGGACCUCACCGCAGAGGAGGCUAUGCUGCUCAAGAAAGAUAUAAAAGGAUCUGACAAAGAUGAGCAGCCUCCUGCAGAUGGAAAGAUUUUAUUUAAGAAGCCAGCAAAACGUUCCUCAGAUAAAUUUGAAGGCAUAACCGCUAGCUCCAACAGCAAGAAGAAAAAGAGCGAGAAUGAGGAGAAGAAGAAGGAGUCUGGAGUGAAGGUGAAGAACAGGAGCCUCUUGUCUUUUGGUGAUGAUGAGGAGGAAGAUUGAGCUAUACCUUAAUCAAAGUAUAUGACGGUUGAAACCCCCCCCACACACACAAUUUUAGAAAUUUUAAUGAAAUUGUUUUGUAAUUUGAAAUACUUUUCUGAGACAGAUUAUAGACAUCUUUGGAUCAUUAUUGAAAUGAUCUAAUUCGUUAUCUUGGCAUGUCUGCCAGAACGUUUUAAUAUCAACAAGCAAAAAUAUGUGCUGUCCAUUCUAUGCAUCAUGAUAAAAAAAAAAAACUGAUAACCAUUUUCCUGCUGUAAUUCUGUGUGUAAUGUACCAUUUUUGUAUUUUCCUUGCCAGAUGUUUUGCAGAUUUUUGGAGCUAUGUAUUAGCAUUGUUUAAAAUCGGUGUGCUUAAGCAAAAUGCAAAUGAUCAACAAUUAACAUGUGGUGGGUUUCAGCUGCAGUCACUGUAUUGAGAGUUUGUGUUGUAGAUAAAUUAUUCUGCCAAAAGCAGAUGUUCAUACAUGUAUAGCUUCUAUAAAGGAGCUGUCUAGAGUUAUGUUUUUGUUUUUUUUUUGGAUCUCAAGGAUUGAGAUACUGGUACAUACCUCUUUCAUUAUGGGUUUUAUAUAUCACAAAUAAAAACAAUUAUUAUUUCA